AUGCCCAAGGCCCGCAGCGUGCUCGUCCUGGCGGGGCUCCUGGCUCUCUGGGCAGAGCUGCCUCCAGCAUCCGCCCAGAAUGUCACCACAAAAGCCGGUGUGUGCCCGGACCCGGCGAUGGAAGCGGUGAACUGCACGGUGGGGUGCCAGUCCGAUGGCGACUGUGAGAGCACCCUCAAGUGCUGCCCGGCGGCCUGCGGCAAGGCCUGCCAGAAGCCCGACGAGAAGCCCGGCACCUGCCCACCCGUCAGUCCGGGGAUCCCCAUGCUGGGCGUCUGCACGAACCAGUGCAAGACGGACUCCAACUGCUCCGGGAGCCAGAAGUGCUGCAGGAACGGCUGUGGCAAGGUCUCCUGCGUGACUCCCCUCCACUGAGGCGCAGCUGCCUCCUGCCAGCCUGGCCACAGGGAAGCUGCUGCCCGACGCGAGUCCCGCACACCCAGGCCCCGGCCCCGCACCGUCCCCCCCGGCCCGGCCACGCUCCCAGCUCGGAGCCUUCAGCCUCAGCUUCCUCCCCGGGGUCGCUUGCUCGGGGCGCGCCGCAGCCCCCUGCACUCUCACCAAUAAAGCAGCC
Gymnogyps californianus (California condor) is the source of this 574-nucleotide messenger RNA. RefSeq names its product WAP four-disulfide core domain 3 (gene WFDC3). Bases 1 to 375 code for a protein of 124 amino acids. NCBI's taxonomy places the organism in Eukaryota, Metazoa, Chordata, Aves, Accipitriformes, Cathartidae. The transcript is spliced from 4 exons. Gene Ontology annotation, biological process: antibacterial humoral response; innate immune response. Gene Ontology annotation, molecular function: peptidase inhibitor activity. Gene Ontology annotation, cellular component: extracellular region. The record is from RefSeq and is a predicted model, not a curated record.